Messenger RNA from Drosophila subpulchrella, 900 nucleotides. RefSeq names its product protein lin-7 homolog C (gene veli). The record is from RefSeq and is a predicted model, not a curated record. NCBI's taxonomy places the organism in Eukaryota, Metazoa, Arthropoda, Insecta, Diptera, Drosophilidae. The transcript is spliced from 4 exons. Gene Ontology annotation, biological process: protein localization to basolateral plasma membrane; neurotransmitter secretion; maintenance of epithelial cell apical/basal polarity. Gene Ontology annotation, molecular function: protein binding. The coding region runs from base 92 to 679 and encodes 195 amino acids. Gene Ontology annotation, cellular component: cell-cell junction; synapse; basolateral plasma membrane.
CACAGUUGUCUUACGGUCAUACAAUUUUCAGCAAAAAAUAAUAUUUCAGGUCAGGUUUUUUUUACUGGAUAUAUUCAAACUUAAGAGCAAUAUGGCCGAUAACGCAGAGCCACUGACUUUGUCAAGGGAUGUCAAAAGAUCGAUAGAGCUCUUGGAAAAACUGCAAUCUAGUGGAGACUUCCCCACAACAAAACUGGCAGCCCUGCAGAAGGUGCUAAACUCCGACUUUAUGACCUCCGUGCGGGAGGUAUACGAACAUGUCUACGAGACGGUGGACAUCCAGGGAUCCCACGAUGUAAGGGCUUCCGCCACUGCCAAGGCCACCGUGGCUGCCUUCGCCGCCAGCGAGGGGCACGCACAUCCCCGAGUGGUCGAACUGCCCAAGACGGAGGAGGGUUUAGGUUUCAAUGUAAUGGGAGGCAAGGAACAAAACUCGCCCAUCUAUAUAUCUCGUAUAAUACCUGGUGGAGUGGCGGACAGGCAUGGUGGACUGAAAAGAGGGGAUCAGCUUCUAUCUGUUAAUGGUGUGUCUGUUGAAGGAGAAAAUCACGAAAAGGCCGUUGAGCUGCUGAAGCAAGCUGUUGGAUCUGUGAAGCUGGUUGUACGAUAUACACCAAAGGUUCUUGAAGAAAUGGAAAUGCGUUUUGAUAAGCAACGCAACACACGUCGCCGUCAAUAAUGCACAUCGGCAGUAAAUUAAGCCAUAUUAGAUUUUGCCACUAGACCAUACUGUUAUUCACGUGCGUAAAACAACCCUACGAAUAAUAUAAUUUAAUACAAAUACCUUUUAAAUAUUAUUUAUUACAAAUAAUUCUGCAAAUAAUCGUAAAUCGUAAAAAGUGAGUGUUAUGUAUUUAUACCUAAAGUACCGUGUUGGUUUCUGUUCCAAUAAAAGUAAAU